Messenger RNA from Chanos chanos (milkfish), 1317 nucleotides. RefSeq names its product CaM kinase-like vesicle-associated b (gene camkvb). The transcript has 10 exons. The record is from RefSeq and is a predicted model, not a curated record. Gene Ontology annotation, biological process: protein phosphorylation. Lineage: Eukaryota; Metazoa; Chordata; Actinopteri; Gonorynchiformes; Chanidae. Bases 1 to 1317 code for a protein of 438 amino acids. Gene Ontology annotation, molecular function: ATP binding; protein kinase activity.
AUGCCGUUCGGCUGUUUAACGCUUGGGGAGAAGAAGGACUAUAACAGUCCUACAGAAGUGACAGACAAAUAUGACCUGGGACAGAUUGUUAAGUCGGAGGAGUUCUGUGAGAUUUUCAGGGCCAAGGACAAGAAUACAUUGAAAAUGUUCACUUGUAAAAAGUUCCUGAAAAAAGAUGGAAGAAAAGUCCGGAAGGCUGCCAAGAAUGAGAUUCUCAUUUUGAAGAUGGUUAAGCAUCCCAACAUUCUUCAGCUGGUUGAUGUCUACGAGACCAGGAAAGAAUACUAUCUCUUUCUUGAACUUGCUACAGGAAGAGAAGUGUUUGACUGGAUCCUAGAUCAGGGCUAUUACUCAGAGAGGGACACCAGCAACGUCAUCCGCCAGGUGAUGGAGGCAGUGGCAUACCUGCAUUCUAUGCAUAUAGUACACAGGAACCUGAAGCUGGAGAACCUGGUGUACUAUAAUCGCCUGAAACACUCUAAAAUAGUCAUUAGCGAUUUCCACCUGGCGAAGCUGGAGAACGGACUCAUCAAAGAGCCGUGCGGAACCCCGGAGUACCUGGCUCCAGAGGUGGUUGGGAGACAGAGAUACGGCCGACCCGUGGACUGCUGGGCCAUAGGGGUCAUUAUGUAUAUACUGCUUUCAGGAAACCCACCAUUCUAUGAUGAAACUGAUGACGAUGACUAUGAAAAUCAUGACAAGAACUUGUUCAGAAAGAUCUUAGCAGGAGAUUAUGAGUUUGAUUCUCCAUACUGGGAUGACAUCUCUGAUUCAGCAAAAAGCCUGGUCGCACGUCUAAUGGAGGUUGAUCAGGACCAAAGGAUUACCGCACAGGAGGCUAUUAACCACGAAUGGAUAUCAGGAAAUGCAGCCUCAGACAAAAACAUAAAAGAUGGUGUGUGUGCCCAGAUAGAGAAGAACUUUGCCAAAGCUAAAUGGAAGAAAGCGGUGCGGGUCACAACCAUCAUGAAGAGGCUCAGAGCACCAGAGCAGAGCAAUCCGGCAGCGGCCGCAGCAGCACCAGCAGCUUCUGCAGAAACAACCGGCCCCGCAACGGGUGCCCAGGAAGCACCCCAGGCCCCAGCCGACGCCCCCACAGCCCCGGCCAACGGCGAGGGUAACCCCUCCUCGACAGAGCCCGCCGUAGCGGAGACGCGGUCCGCUGAGCCGGGCGAAGCCGCGGCCGCCUCCCAGCCGGGAGAACCUGACCAGCCCAGACAAGCUCCCGAGGAGGCAGACCCCACAUCGCGGUGUAACGGAGAGGCUCCAGCGCCCCUACCGUCGGCCGCAGACACCGGAGACGAGCAGAACGGCUAA